Molecule: messenger RNA, 498 nt
Organism: Letharia columbiana
Lineage: Eukaryota; Fungi; Ascomycota; Lecanoromycetes; Lecanorales; Parmeliaceae
Exons: 2
Coding region: 1-498 (165 amino acids)
Source: RefSeq, a predicted model, not a curated record
AUGGAGAACACUGCGGAGAAACCAAGCGGCAACAAGGCCACCAUCGUCAAAAACACGGCUCAGCUCUCCAAGAUCCCACGUCAUAUGCUCUCCACGGCAAAUGCGGAGAACACUGCGGAGAAACUAGGAGAAAGUGGAGAAACCAAGCGGCAAAAGGCCACCAUCGUCAAAAACACGGCUCAGCUCCAAGAUCCCACGUCAUAUGCCUCCACGGUUCCACAUCAAAUCAUUACUCAGCAAGCGGAGAACACCACUGCAACUAGCCUAUCAUCCCCACUGCAUAAGGAGAAGAGGAGGAACUACAAUAGGCAAAUGCGGGAACAUGCGGAGAACACUAUGGAGAACAUGGAGAAACAAGCGGCAAAAGGCCACCAUCGUCAAGAACACGGCUCAGCUCCCAAGAUCCCACGUCAUAUGCUCUCCACGGUUCCACAUCAAAUCAUCACUCAGCAAGCGGAGAACACCACUCAACUUGGCCUGUCAUCCCCACUGCAUUGA